AUGAGUUCACAUACAGUUGAUAUUGGUUCAAAAUCAGGCAAAUUUAAAUAUAUUUUAGUUCAACAAGGACAAAAAUAUAUUCUUCGUGGUGAUUCAAAUCAAAUUUUUGAAAAAUUAAAACAAGAUAUGGGAGAUAAAGCAUCAGAUGAAUUAAAAGUUUUAGGAGGAGGAAAAGUUCAAGUUGAUUUCGAAAAAAAACAAAUCAAUGUAUUCGGCGACUCUCAAUCAUAUGGUGCUGCUGAUCAUGCUAAAGCAAAAUCAUUACUUCAAGAAAAAUAUCCUGAUUUUAAUAUUUCAACUGAUAAACCAGCUGAUCCAAGCAAUAAAUAA
Molecule: messenger RNA, 330 nt
Organism: Rotaria sp. Silwood1
Lineage: Eukaryota; Metazoa; Rotifera; Eurotatoria; Philodinida; Philodinidae
Source: the annotation of a GenBank genome assembly